AUGCUCCGCCGCGGCGUGCUCCUCCUCGCGGCCGUCCUCCUCCUCGCCGUCGCACACUCGCCCCCCGCGUACGCCUCGGAGGCCGACCACAAGUAUAAAACAGAAGAACCUGUUAAGCUAUGGGUAAACAAGGUUGGGCCUUACAAUAAUCCUCAAGAAACUUACAACUAUUACAGUCUCCCAUUUUGUCAACCAUCUGAAAACCCUGCACAUAAAUGGGGUGGUCUCGGAGAGGUCCUUGGUGGAAAUGAGCUGAUUGAUAGUCAGAUCGAUAUAAAGUUCAUAAAGAAUGUGGACAAGGGGGCCAUUUGCACAAUUGAACUUGAUGCUCAAAAGGUUCAGCAAUUUGCUAAUGCCAUUGAAAACUCAUAUUGGUUUGAGCUUUUCAUAGGUUUUGUUGGGGAGACUGACAAAAACAAUGAGAACAAGCACUACCUUUACACUCAUAAGAACAUUGUUAUUAAAUACAAUGGUAACAGGAUAAUUCAUGUGAAUCUAACGCAAGAGUCACCUAAGCUUCUUGAAGCUGGUAAAAAGUUGGAUAUGACUUAUUCAGUAAAGUGGGUGCAAACAAAUGUGGCAUUUGCACGCAUGCGUUUCGAGGUUUACUUAGACUACCCAUUCUUUGAACACCAGAUUCAUUGGUUCUCCAUGUUCAAUUCAUUCAUGAUGGUUAUUUUCUUGACUGGUUUAGUGUCAAUGAUAUUGAUGAGGACACUAAGAAAUGAUUAUGCAAAAUAUGCUCGUGAAGAUGACGAUCUGGAAUCACUUGAGCGAGAUGUUAAUGAGGAACCGGGUGGAAGCUUGUUCAUGCUGGCAGCUCUUAUCCUGCUUGUGAUUGUGUUGGCCAUUGUUGGCAUGUUAUAUGUUGGGCGAGGAGCUAUCAUCACAACCUUUAUUGUGUGCUAUGCUCUUACAUCUUUCAUCUCUGGAUAUGUUAGUGGUGGUCUCUAUUCAAGGAAUGGUGGCAAAAACUGGAUAAAGGCUAUGAUCCUUACAGCAUCACUUUUUCCAUUCUUGUGUUUCUCGAUUGGAUUGGUGUUGAACACUAUUGCUAUCUUCUACCGAUCAUUAGCAGCUAUACCAUUUGGCACAAUGGUUGUCAUGUUUGUUCUUUGGGCUUUCAUCUCCUUCCCGUUGGUUCUAUUGGGGACUGUAGUUGGUAGAAAUUGGAGUGGUGCUCCCAACAACCCGUGUCGUGUGAAAACGAUCCCACGCCCUAUUCCUGAGAAGAAGUGGUACCUUACACCUUCUGUUAUUUCAUUGAUAGGUGGACUUCUCCCCUUUGGCAGUAUCUUCAUUGAGAUGUACUUCGUAUUCACUUCCUUCUGGAACUACAAGGUGUACUAUGUCUAUGGUUUCAUGUUGCUGGUCUUUGUCAUCCUGAUAAUAGUCAUCAUAUGUGUCACUAUUGUGGGUACUUAUUUCUUGUUGAAUGCUGAGAACUAUCAUUGGCAAUGGACAUCAUUCUUCUCUGCUGCUUCUACCGCCUUGUGCUGUUGGGUAUUUGGGCUCCACCCUAUUUGUGAGGAGAAUCUACAGAAAUAUCAAAUGCGACUAAACUUGGUCGAGGCUGUUAGCAUGUCUUGUCACAGUAUGGAGCACCUCAUCGGCGGUGAUGGCGCACCGGAUCUGCUCGAGGUUGACGCCCAGGACCGUGGACGGGUACACGAAGAGCAGGUCGAGCAGGCGGAGGUCCCACGCGGGGAGGUCGCAGCGCCGCAUCAUGGUGGACAUGUCGAUCUCCAACGUCUGCACGGAGGCCGUGGCGGCCUCGACACGGAUCCACGUGUGCCGCCGCCGUGCUUCUUGAGGUUGGGGAUGUCGAGUCCCCCAGGGAAGUGGUGGCCGGUGGACCUCGGGGGCGCGGACAGGAGCGUGGGCGAGGAGGCCGACGUGACGUGGGACGGCAUCUCCAGUUUGCCCCUGAAUGAUGAGCUAAUAUUUGGAGAGCUUAAUCCAGUGAGGGCCGCAACCUCCGCUUCCUCGUCCUCCUCCACCGUGGACUUGAAGGCCUGCUGUGCCAAGCCCGUGGACAUCUUCCUGCGCCUGUGGAGCUCGGACAUUGGGGACUCCUUCCGCCGGAACCGCAAGACGGCGGGGGUGCCCGCGCUUCUUCCUCCGGCGCCCGUCAUCAAGAGGAAGCAUGACGCGAUGAUGAUCAAGCAGGAGCCGCAGGCGCUGCUGCUCGGCCCCGGGGACGACUUCUCGGCGGAGUCCAACGAAACGGAGGUGGCGGAGGCGCUGGAGGAGUACCAGAUGUUCCUCGACUUCGCCGGCGAAGAGCUGGGACUGUUCCAUGGCCGGCACGGCGGCUUCUCGCUGUUCCCACCGCUCGACGUGCUCGCCGAGGCGUUCAAGUGA
Miscanthus lutarioriparius is the source of this 2364-nucleotide messenger RNA. The record is from the annotation of a GenBank genome assembly. Lineage: Eukaryota; Viridiplantae; Streptophyta; Magnoliopsida; Poales; Poaceae.